AUCAUCUCAGUCAACCAUGGGUCUCCCUGGGUGUCAGAUGUGGACAUGGACCCUUUGUGUUUUCUUCAGCUGGAUGUUUGUGGGUCGAGCAGCGGCAGGACCGCAGUACAUGGUCGCCAUUCCUGCAACUCUUGAAUCCGGGGCUGUGACCAAGCUCUGUGCGAGUCUCCUGCAGCCCAACGAGACUCUGGUCAUGACCAUCACUCUGAAGUCCUCAGAGGAGAAUACAACCCUCUUCACACAGGCGUCCAAUAAGGACUUUCAUAGCUGCACUCAAUUUAUGGUUCCCUUAGGCAAGAAUGGAGAUGUUCAGGCAUUUGAGGUGGAGGUACGAGGCCAAACCUAUUACUCAAAGGAAGUCAGGAAGGUCCUGAUCAAAGUCUAUCAUCCAGAGACAUUCGUCCAAACAGAUAAACCAAUCUACCUCCCUGGACAAACAGUGCAUUUCAGAGUCAUCACACUGGACUCCAAGUUGAGACCUGCCAAUGGGCUGUACGAUAUCAUCGAAAUUAAGGAUGCUGGCGACAACCGUAUUGGACAGUGGCUGAAUGAAACGUCCAACAGUAAGAUAUUGCAGCUUUCAUACGACUUGAACUCUGAGGCCCGUGAAGGACACUACCAGGUUAUUGUAACUAUUGGGUCGGAUAAAAUACAUCACAACUUCAAGGUGGAGAAAUACGUUCUGCCUAAAUUUGAAAUAAAAAUAAAUGCAUCCGAUGAAGUAAUUAUUGAUGACGAGGGAAUCAAAGCUGAAGUAUGUGCAACGUAUACAUUCGGACAGCCCGUUCCAGGCAGUGUUGAGGUCAAGAUGUGCCGACCUCUAAAUCACCACUAUAUUCCAAGACCUGCAUUAAACGAUGUCACUCAGGAGGAGCACUUUGAUGUAGUCGCCCCAUGCCACAGUGAGACAAAGCAGACGGACAACAAAGGCUGCGCCACGUUUAUCUUCCAGAUGUCAGCUUUCACAAGAGUUGCACAAAAGGUUCUGAGAGAUGAACUGCAGCUCCGGGUCAAAGUGGAAGAAGAGGGCACAGGUAUCUCACGCGAACAAGAGCAGAAAAUGAGGAUUUCAUAUGUCGUUGGAAAGCUGUCCUUCACCGACACGCCCAAGAUUUAUGACCAAGGAUCAAACUUGGAGGGAAAAGUUCAAGCGGUUCAUUACAACAAAACCCCCAUUGCCGACAUGCCGCUGUACCUGUUUGAGGGUGAAAGCUGGUCAUCCCGCCGGCUGCAGAAUCUCACAACCAACAGCGAUGGCGUCGCCUCGUUCUCAAUCAGCACGGCUGAACUUGUGGGGGACCUCCAACUCCGCGUGAGCAACUUGCCGAAAUACGGCUACGCCGGUUACAGAACGCCGUACUUUGAGGCUGGAGAGCACAGUGUUUCCUUGCUCCGACCUUCAACUCCACACACUAAAACGGUCAGCUUCCUGGAGGUGAAGAAGAAGAAUAACCCACUUCCAUGUGACAAAGAAGAAGUCUUCACCAUCCAAUACACGGUGGUAGGAGAAGCCCAGGGCUCUGUGGACGUGAUGUAUCUGGUGUUAACCCGAGGAGCCAUCGUCAUGCAGGGAGCUAAACGGGUCCAAGUGCAAGAAUCAGUGAACGAGGGUGAGGUGACCUUCAAGUUGAUGGUGUCUCCCGACAUGGCGCCAGACGUCCAGGUGGUGGCGUACGCCGUCCUCCCCAGUGAGAAUGUGAUGGCCCACAGCGCUGACUUCUCUGUCGAGAAAUGCUUCGGUAACAAGGUGUCCCUGGAGUUCUCUCCGUCCUCGGCUGUCCCGGGAGAGGAGGCCAUCCUGCAGGUGACGGCUCAGCCCGACUCGCUGUGCGGCGUGAGCGCCGUGGACCAGAGCGUCCUCAUCAAGGAGCCGGGGAAAUCUCUGGAUGCUGAGAAGAUAUUUGACCUGUUGCCCGUCAAAAAAAACUCCCACAUUCCAUACAUGGUUCAAGAUUCCGUCGAAUGUUUGCGCGUGAGGCCGAGAAGAUACGUCAUGCCGUCCCCCAAUGAGCAGAAAGAGGACGCUCAUACCGUUUUCCAGAACGUGGGGAUGAAGAUGGCAACAAACUUGUUAAUCCGAGUGCCUUCAUGCCUCCAGUACAAAGGAAGACAAUACCACCAGGGCCACGGCGGAUAUGGUAUUAAUUACAGGUUACGGGCUGUUCCUGAAACAGCUUCAAUGCUCACACCAAAUAGGAUGGGGAGUGCUGCAGGACCACCUGAUUCACCAAUAGAGACAGUCCGUACUUUCUUCCCUGAGACCUGGAUAUGGGAUCUGGUGGAAGUGGGAGAAUCCGGAGUGAAGGACGUGUCCCUCACCGUCCCGGACACCAUCACCACCUGGGAGACGGAGGCUUUCUGUCUGUCCCCCCACGGUUUCGGCUUGGCCCCCCGUAAGGAGAUCACCGUCUUCCAGCCCUUCUUCCUGGAGCUCACCCUGCCCUACUCCAUCAUCCGGGGGGAGCACUUCGAACUGAAGGCGACCGUCUUCAACUACAUGAGCAGCUGCAUCAUGGUCACCGUGGCUCCGGUUCCCUCCUUAGAAUACACCCUCACCCCCCUCUCCGGUGACCACUACACUUCCUGUUUGUGCGGCAACCAGCGCCGGACCGUGAGCUGGACGAUGGCGCCCUCAGCUUUAGGGGUCGUGAACGUGACGGUGGUCGCCGAGGCCGUGGCGUCCCACGUUUCCUGUGACAACGAGGUGGUGAGCGUGCCGAAGAGAGGUCGCAUCGACUCGGUCACACAAUCGCUCAUCGUGAAGGCUGAAGGAGUUGAGAUGUCAAAGACCUUCAACUGGCUGCUCUGCCCGAAAGGAGAGACUUUGAAGGAGGAAGUCCACAUCCAGCUCCCCGAGGACGUGAUUGUUGGAUCAGCCCGUGCUUCAGUCUCUGUCCUGGGUGACAUUCUGGGCCGAGCCCUGAACAACCUGCACGGGCUUCUGCGGAUGCCGUACGGAUGUGGGGAGCAGAACAUGGCGCUCCUCGCCCCCAACAUCUACAUCCUCCAGUACCUGAGGAACACUCAGCAGCUGACCUCGGCCAUCAACGACAAGGCCACCAAGUUCCUGACCGGCGGCUACCAGAGGCAGCUGAACUACAGGCAUGGUGAUGGCGCUUACAGCACCUUCGGAUCCGGAACGGGGAACACUUGGCUGACUGCUUUCGUGGUGAGAUCGUUCACCAAAGCCCAGUCCUUCGUCUACAUCGACCCCAAGACGAUGGAAGGCUCGGUGGCUUGGCUGAAAGCUAAGCAGCAGGAGAACGGCUGUUUCCAACAGUCAGGAAAGCUCUUCAACAACAGGAUGAAGGGCGGCGUGUCUGACGAGGUGACGCUCAGCGCGUACAUCACGGCUGCCUUCCUGGAGAUGAACACGUCCGUAGACGCCCCUGAAGUGAAGAGGAGCCUGUCUUGCCUCAGAGAGUCUUUCGGCGACCUCAGUAACAGCUACAGCACGGCUCUGCUGGCGUACGUCUUCACCCUGGCAGGAGACACGGAGGCCCGAGCUCACCUUCUGGAGCACCUGGACUCGGUCGCCAUACGACAAGGAGGUUUCCUCCACUGGGCUCAGAAGGCAUCAGGCACGUCGACCUCUCUCUCCGUGGAGAUCAGCUCCUACGUCCUGCUGGCUAAACUCAGCGCCUCUCCGACCAAUGAAGACCUGGGCUACGCCGCCCACAUUGUCAGGUGGCUGGCCGGCCAGCAGAACUACCGAGGAGGCUUCUCCUCCACACAGGACACAGUGGUGGCUCUCCAGGCUCUGGCUCUCUACUCCGCUCUGGUGUUCAGUCCCGGAGGUUCGAGCGCGGUGACGGUCCAGACUCCCAGUGGCCAGCUGAUGUUCGAGGUGAACCAGAACAACAAGCUGCUCUACCAGGAGACGGAGCUGCAUGACACGACGGGGAAGUUCAGCCUGGAGGUGAAGGGCACGACGUGCGCUGUGAUGCAGAUUUCUCUUCACUAUAACAUCCCUCCUCCCACUGAAGACACCCCUCUCGAUGUCGAGGUCACAUCAAAGGCCAACUGCACCAACGGAAGACCCAAACUCUCUCUGAUGAUCAAGACCCUAUACAGUGGAGAGGAGAACACGACCAACAUGGUGAUCCUGGAUAUCAAAAUGCUCUCCGGGUUUGUCCCAGACCCAGAGUCUCUGAAGAGCCUCAAGCGGGCCAUACUGGUGGAUCGAGUGGACCAGAACGAGGACCACGUCCUGGUUUACAUCAAGGAGCUGCUUAGGGACACGCCCAUCUUUUACAGGUUAGACCUCAUCCAGGAGCUCCGAGUGCAGAACCUGAAGCCGGCCGUGGUCAAGAUCUACGACUACUACCAGCCGGGUGACCAGCGUGACACCGAGUACUCCUCCCCUUGUGUCGCAGGUUGAACAGGGAGGAGGGGCUAGUCCUGAUGAACACCAAGUCUACAGACAGUCCUCCAUACCGUCAGUGUUCUGCUACAAGCCUUAUGAACACAAAUGCAUGAUGGACAAUAAAGUUUUGUUGAACUUCUC
Cyclopterus lumpus (lumpfish) is the source of this 4507-nucleotide messenger RNA. Its product is annotated as alpha-2-macroglobulin-like. Gene Ontology annotation, molecular function: endopeptidase inhibitor activity. The transcript has 36 exons. Gene Ontology annotation, cellular component: extracellular region. The record is from RefSeq and is a predicted model, not a curated record. The coding region runs from base 17 to 4381 and encodes 1454 amino acids. Lineage: Eukaryota; Metazoa; Chordata; Actinopteri; Perciformes; Cyclopteridae.